This is a messenger RNA of Tachysurus fulvidraco (yellow catfish), 6588 nucleotides long. RefSeq names its product phosphatidylinositol-4-phosphate 3-kinase, catalytic subunit type 2 alpha (gene pik3c2a). Gene Ontology annotation, molecular function: phosphatidylinositol binding; 1-phosphatidylinositol-3-kinase activity; 1-phosphatidylinositol-4-phosphate 3-kinase activity. The coding region runs from base 380 to 5392 and encodes 1670 amino acids. Gene Ontology annotation, cellular component: cytoplasm; phosphatidylinositol 3-kinase complex; plasma membrane. The record is from RefSeq and is a predicted model, not a curated record. Gene Ontology annotation, biological process: phosphatidylinositol-mediated signaling; phosphatidylinositol 3-kinase/protein kinase B signal transduction; cell migration. The transcript has 34 exons. NCBI's taxonomy places the organism in Eukaryota, Metazoa, Chordata, Actinopteri, Siluriformes, Bagridae.
AAAGUAGCCCAUCGUUGCAGUGAAACAGGCAAAACCCGGCUGCCUUGUGAAACUGGCAGAUCUGGUGACAAACCGCCUGAUUUUUAUUUUAUUUUUAUGGAUACGGAAUUAAAAGUACAAGUGACUAUUAACGUCCUCUGUUGAAUGAGUCGCUGUUGCGCCAUUUUAGGCAACUAGUCCAACAGGAACUGACGUGUCUGAGACUAGGUGAGAAAAUUUUCCGGCCUUAAGGAAAUAUCCAGCUCGGAAACCUCGGAAAGUUUGAAGACGUGAAGAAGCUAUGGCCUGGUAACAUCAGCCUAAUGACUGCUGCAUUGUAUCCAAUAAGAAUCGAUCUAUUUUAAUUAUCGUCCUUGUUCAUGGCAUAGCGACAUUUACUAUGGACCAGAUGUCCAGUGGCAGUGGGUAUGAGCCAGACAAUACAGCCACUUCCCUAGAGGUUCGGCCCAAGACAUUAGUGGGUAAGGAUGAGGCUUUGCGCAUGGAGGCAGAUGCACUGAAUAAAAUGCAACAUGAAUGGAGACACAAAAGUCAAGUCUGUUCAUCCCAUAUGAAGGCACACCAUGAUACACAAGCAUCUGUAACAUCUUUCAGCCAGCUGGAGAAAGAUCUCAUUGUCUUCCCUGAAUCAGAACCCAAGAAGAAGUCUGAGAAGGACACAUUUGCAGACAUCAAUGUGGAGACGUUGACAAAUGAGGAGCUGGAGAAGGUGCUUUUGGAUAAUAAUUUUGGCAGGCCCCCAUCUCUGUUGCAUCACAGCCUCAGUGCAUCAAACACAUGUGGACAAACUUUCAGCCCGUAUCCGUUACAUUUCGCAUCCAUGCUCUCCAAUUCAAAUUCCGCUAUGCCUACUCUGACACACAGGCCAAGCCCAGUUUUUCCGUUCCAGGCUGUCCAACUCCCUGUCCAACAGAGCCACUUUUUCCCUUUUGUGUCAGUCCAGCCAGUCACUCCUCAGGUCUUUCAUCAGCCAGUGAUUAACCCAGAAAUGGCAAGGCUCUUUGACAAGAUUGCCAGCACUUCAGAAUACUUAAAGAAUGGCAGGUCUUUGAUCAUAGAUGAAAACUCUGUUAGGGUCAAGUCCCUGGAGCCUGUACUCUACCCUACUGAUUCUCCUAGCUUUAACUGCGUUGACUGGCUGGAUUUGGACCCUCUUAGCAAGAGUCAAGUGGAGGUAGAUGAUGUUCCUGGUGCACUAUGUGGACCUGUAAUAGUGGAGUCUGUGUCUGCAAGUGACCCCUGGGAUGCAGUGUUGCAAGAGGACACCGAAGUCAUGACAAUCAACAGUUCUUUAGCACAGGAAAAAGAGAAGUGCUCUAUAACUCCUCAACCCAGAAGGGCAUCAACUGGAAUGGCAGUUACCAGGGAAAAAGUGCCUAUAAUCUCCUUCCUAAACAGCCAAAGUAAAGUCACUCAUAAAAGUGGGAAAGCACUAGGAAUGAAUACCAUUUUACAAGAAAAUUGGGACCAGAACCUAGAAAUCUUAACAUUCUGUGAAGACAUUGCAAAACUAAAAUCAAUGUUUGUGCAUGAUGAUCAUUCUACCAACCCUGGAUAUGUUUUGAACCCUGUGAUCUCGCACAGGGAUAUAGUGGGAGACGGUAGUUGCAGUGUGAAAGUUUCCAUUGAAAUUUUGGAUUCCCAGCAGCCUGUGACUUUCACAUGUGAUGUGAGUUCACCAGUUGAGUUGCUGAUAAUGCAGGCACUCUGCUGGGCCCAUGAUGAUCUGAGCCAAGUGGACAUCAGCAGCUAUGUCUUGAAGGUUUGUGGCCAGGAGCAGGUCCUACAAAAUAAACACAACCUAGGCAGCCAGGAGUAUGUGCAGAACUGCAGAAAAUGGGAGACUGAGAUAAAGCUGCAACUCCUCACACACAGUACCAUGAAGAGAGACCUUGCCCGAACGCAGGAAGAUGAUUACUCUUCACCUAUCAACUUGGAGAAGUACCUAGGCGAUCUUGAGAUGCCUUUUAAGAAAACAAUCACAAGAGAGAGCCUUGCGGAACAUUUAGAGGAAUAUCACAACCAAGUCAACAUCUGCCUUCAGAAAGAGAGCACUGAGUACAAAGUAACUCGAGUAAUCCAGGUGGUUAAAUCUCUGUGUUAUUUGCUCAACGAGGUGGAAACACCAGCCAUAACUAAAGCUGUGCAAAAACUGAGACAUUCAGUCAACCUUCCUAAAACCUGCUCAUCAGAGGGUGAUGCCAGAUCAACAUUUUCAACUAACGGUUAUACAAGUGCAGUGGAGGAACAACUGAGUGCCCUUACAAGUGCAGUGUAUGAUUUGGUGAAGCUCUACCUGUGUUCAUUCUGCCUGGACUUCCCUGUUCAUGUCGACCAAAGACAUCCAAAAAAUCAAAGAGACAGCAGAGAGGCAUCCAGCAUCACUGAGCAUGUACACUUUAUGCUUUUUGCAGUACAUGGAAUUUCUGCUUCAUGGGCUAGCAGUUAUGAAAAAUACUACAUGAUGUGCACUCUUAUGCACAAUGACAAGAAUCUUUUGAAGCCUGUCAAGUCCAAAAACGUUGGGUUAUACAAGAGCUUUUUCUAUUACAUCAAAUGGGAUGAGUUGAUAAACUUUCCCAUCUCUGUUGCCUUGUUACCUCUGGAGACUGUUUUGAGCCUUUCUCUCUAUGGAGUUCUCAACCAGAAUUCUAGCAACUCUCCUGAUUCCAACAAACAGCAGAAGGGGCCAGAACUGUUAGGCAAAGUCUCCAUGCCUCUCUUUGACUUCAGGAGGAUGUUUGCUAGAGGCAGAAAGCUGCUGAGUAUCUGGGCAUCUCCUCCUCUCCCCUUACCUGUAGGAAAGAGUAAGAACGUGGAAGAGAGAAUCAUAUUGCAGAUAGAGUUACCCAGUCCACAGGUGGAUGUACUGUACAUGAGUCCCCCAGAGAUGCUUUUCCCAGUCCUUCAGUCUGAUGAAAUGCCUGAUCCAGACAUUCGUAGGAGGCUUGAAAAGCUUUGUUUGCUGGCCGGUUCUUCAAGACUGGCACAGGCAGACAUGCAACUUCUCUGGGACCAGCGUUACUACUGUCACAGAUAUGAACACAGUCUUCCCAAGAUCUUAGCCAGUGUAUCCAGCUGGGACUGGACCAGCAUACCAGAGAUCUACAAGCUGCUACACAGCUGGCCCCCACUCUCUCCGGUUUAUGCUCUAGAGUUGCUAGAUUCAAAAUUUGCAGAUACAGAAGUUCGGCGCAUGGCUGUGAUCUGGAUUGAGAUCUGCAGUGACGAUGAGCUAAUUGACUACUUGCCUCAGCUUGUACAGGCUCUAAAAUUUGAAAGCCAUCUAAAGAAUGCUUUGGUUAUGUUCCUGUUUUCUCGAGCACAAGGAAAUGUCAACAUUGCACACCAACUUUACUGGCUGCUGAGGGACGCAAUACAGGAGCCUGUGUUUGGUCAGCGCUAUAGCCAUGUACUUGGAGCAUUGCUUUGCAUGUGUGGUGCUGGACUGAGAGCUGAAUUUGAGAAGCAGACACGUCUGGUGAAAUUGCUUGGAGCUCUGGCAGAAAAUGUGCGCAAAUCCAGCAGCUCUAACCGACAGAUGGUGCUCCAGGAGGGCCUAGAAGAAGUGAAGUUUUUUUUCCAGAGGGACAACUGUAGAAUUCCACUUAGUCCCAGUCUAGUGGCCAAGGACCUUAAUAUAAAGGCUUGCUCCUUUUUCAACUCCAAUGCUGUUCCACUAAAGCUUGCCCUGGUCAAUGCAGAUAAGUUGGGAGAAGAAAUUAAUGUCAUGUUUAAGGUAGGAGAGGACUUGAGGCAAGAUAUGCUGGCACUACAGAUGAUUCGUAUCAUGGAUCGGAUAUGGCUUCAGGAAGGGCUGGACCUGCGCAUUGUCAAUUUCAAAUGCAUAUCAACAGGAAAAGAUAAAGGCAUGGUGGAAUUGGUCCCAUCCUCUGAAACGCUAAGGAAGAUUCAGGUGGAGUAUGGAGUCACAGGCUCCUUUAAGGACAAGCCUCUGGCUGAGUGGUUACGCAAAUAUAACCCUGCUGAAGAUGAGUAUGAGAAGGCUGCAGAAAACUUUGUCUAUUCUUGUGCCGGGUGCUGUGUGGCUACCUAUCUGCUUGGCAUCUGUGACCGCCACAAUGACAACAUCAUGCUUCGUACCACAGGACACAUGUUUCACAUAGAUUUUGGCAAAUUUCUUGGCCAUGCCCAGAUGAUCGGAAGCUUCAAAAGGGAUCGAGCACCAUUUGUCCUUACCUCUGAUAUGGCCUAUGUCAUCAAUGGGGGUGAGAGACCCACAAGCCGCUUCCAGCUCUUUGUGGACCUGUGCUCUCAGGCUUACAAUCUGAUCCGCAAACAUUCCAGCCUCUUCCUUAACCUGCUGUCUUUGAUGACACAGUCAGGCUUACCUGAGCUAACUGGAACCCAGGACUUGAAAUAUGUCUAUGAUGCUCUUCAGCCUCAGAGUACAGACACAGAAGCCACUGUUUUCUUUACCAGGUUGAUUGAGUCCAGUCUUGGCAGUGUAGCCACAAAGUUUAAUUUUUUUAUCCACAACCUAGCCCAGCUGCGUUUCUCCGGCUUACCAUCUAAUGAUGAGCCCAUCCUGUCUUUUUCUUCACGCACAUACACACUAAAGCAGGAAGGCUGUAUCAGAGAUGCUUCCAUCUUCUCUUUCCAGAAACGAUACAACCCUGAUAAGCACUAUAUAUAUGUUGUACGCAUAUUAAGGGAACACCAGAGUGAGCCCCAGUUUGUUUUCCGUACCUUUGAUGAGUUCCAAGAGCUGCACAACAAGCUGACCAUAAUAUUUCCUCUAUGGAAGAUUCCAUGUUUCCCCAACAAGCUUGUCCUGGGACGCAAACACAUCAAGGAUGUGGCAUCCAAGAGAAAGUUGGAGCUGAAUAUUUAUGUACAUAACCUCAUGAGGAGUUCAGCAGAAGUAGCCCAGUGCGAUCUUAUCUACACGUUCUUCCAUCCACUUGCUAGAGAUGACAAGACCGAGGGAUUGGAUGGACUCCUCAAAGUACCAGAGGAGCCACCAUUAAGUCCUGCUGCAGGCCGUGAUGGGGGAGAGGUGAAGUUAUCAGUGUCUUAUCGAAAUGGAACACUGUUUGUUAUGGUUAUGCACAUCAAAGAUCUUGUGUCUGAUGAUGGAGCAGGCCCCAACCCAUAUGUUAAAAUGUACCUGCUUCCAGACCCACACAAAACCUCAAAGCGCAAAACAAAGGUCUCCAGAAAAACUCGGAACCCCACUUAUAAUGAAAUGCUAGUGUACAGUGGCUAUAGUAAGGAGACACUGAAGCAAAGGGAGCUGCAGCUGAACGUGCUAAGUGCAGAAUAUUUGCGUGAGAACUGCUACUUGGGUGGAAUCACCCUAAGCCUGAAAAACUUUGACCUUAGCCAAGAAACAGUCAAGUGGUACAGGCUUAUAGCAGGCCCUUUCUAGACUUUCAGGACCAGAUGCUCUCAUCCAAGUCUUGUAUGAGAAGACAAUGAUUUUUAAUUGUAAAUCUAAAAUAAAACUCCAUACAGAGAUGGAGUAUGUAUGUUCUUCCCUGAACUUCAAGACACCUGCAAUACAUUUGCAUUUGACUUCAAAAACUGAUUUUUAGAUGACCAAAAUUCUUAGAGUUUAUAUUAUAUGUAUAUGGACAUGUUUUUUUUAAAGGAUCCUUGUUGCACCAUAUUUUACUAUUAAGAAAAUGAGGGGAAAAAGCAGGAAACAUUAAUAGUCUUUAAUGGGUUUAAAAUUAAUUAGGCCCAGAUUAUGUGCCAAAUGAAAUGAAUAUUCAUUUUAAUCUGAAAAACACAAACUUAACCUAUUUUUUUCUGCUACCAAGUAAGCUAAAAAUGCUCAGUAAUGUUUUAAUAAUGUAUGUUUUUUGGGGAAAAAAAGUUUUGCCAACUAGCAUCUCCAAAGUUCCCAAUUUGAGUGUGUUAGGUAAUUAGCUGUCUUUAAACAAAGUAGUGCGUAUUUUAAUCUUUUUCACCCCACAUGGCAAAUUAAAUUUGUUUCAAUAAUGUAUUGGAUGCAUUCUUUUUAAUAGUGUCAGUUUAUAUUGUUUAAAAUAGUUUGUUAGUGAAGUUUGAUCUGCAAAACACCGGAUUCAAAUUGAUCACUGACAUAUUCAAUAUUGGAUAAGUGUUUCCUGGUGUUAGAAACCAUCAAAACAGUCUCAUUAUACCAGGACCAGCAUUUUCUUUCGUGCCUGUAGUCAUCUGUAAACGACUGAGUCAUGUGAGGCAAGUGGUACCUAACAGUUUAUUUGAAACAUGGCAAACAUGUCUACAAUUCAGAAAACAGGAACUUUUGAUUUUUACUUGGCUUGUCUUACUAUCAUCUUUGAGUGGUGGCAAAAAUUUUCAGCCCUUCCAGAUUUUUUCAAACAUAUGAUCAAAAGUGUCCUUAAAUGAAUUUGAAUUUAUGCAUUUUAUAUACAUUAUCUGACUUGAAGAACCUUGUGCUAUCUCUUUUGUUAUCCCCACAAUGAUGGAUGACAAAGGAAUUGAAAUGUGCGUUCACAUAGACUGGGAGCAAUGAAACAUUGAAUUAUUAAUCAGUCUGUAAUUAUUUAUAUAAAAUAUUUGUAGAAGUGUUUAUUUUUGAAUAAACAUUAAAAAUUUAGUUUUUAUUUAAAUGUU